Messenger RNA from Psammomys obesus (fat sand rat), 627 nucleotides. RefSeq names its product interleukin 21 (gene Il21). NCBI's taxonomy places the organism in Eukaryota, Metazoa, Chordata, Mammalia, Rodentia, Muridae. The record is from RefSeq and is a predicted model, not a curated record. Gene Ontology annotation, biological process: immune response; positive regulation of natural killer cell mediated cytotoxicity. Gene Ontology annotation, molecular function: cytokine receptor binding. The transcript is spliced from 4 exons. Gene Ontology annotation, cellular component: extracellular region. Bases 1 to 627 code for a protein of 208 amino acids.
AUGGAGAGGACCCUUGUCUGUCUGAUAGUCAUCUUCCUGGGGACAGUGGCUCAUAAAUCAAGCCCCCAGGGGCCAGAUCGCCUCCUGAUUAGACUUCGUUACCUUAUAGAUGUUGUUGAACAGCUGAGAAUCCGUGUGAAUGACUUGGAGCCUGAACUUCUACCAGCUCCACAAGAUGUGAAGGAUCACUGUGAGCACACAGCAUUUGCCUGUUUUCAGAAAGCCAAACUCAAGCCAACUAAAGAGGGAAAUAACACGAAGAUCAUCAAAGACUUAUCCGCACAGCUGAGGAGGAGGUUGCCUGCCUCGCGUACAGGGAGAAGACAGAAGCACUUAGAUGAAUGUCCUCCCUGUGAUUCUUAUGAGAAAAAACCACCCAAAGAAUUCCUGGAACGAAUAAAAUCACUCCUUCAAAAGGUAUGCACCUUAGACACGUUUCUAUCUCUCUCUUUUGUUGUCUCCUGGUCCCCUCCUGUGCCCAGUGGUUCACAGGCUACUGUUUUCACAGAUGAUUCAUCAGCGUCUUUCCCAGAACACAUAGGACCUGAAGAUUCCAGAGGACUUGAGGGGACACCGGACACUAUGGACACUCACGGACUCAGGAGUGACCUCUCCUCCUGGCAUUGA